GACCCUGCGCGAAAGGGACAGACUGGCAGCACACUUCGUGUGCUCACACACGCAGUUCUGGAGUGCAGUCCGCUACGGCUUCAUUCCAACUGCUUCCAAGCCAGUUGUGGACGAUGCGCCCCUUUCAUGGUGUGAGACUGGUGGCUGGGGUGCACUCGACCUCUUUGCCGAGUCGCAGCGGCCUUGGACGGCAGACCUGUGGAAGAAACGCCGGGAGAAGAUGGUGUCAGCGGGGCUCGCCAAGAAGCAGCGACGCUUUAGCAAGCUGGAUUUGACCGCCAUCAUUCUGGACAAGGGUCUGACCUCCAAAGCAGCACUUCUGGCAUAUGUGCAGGACCACGGAACAGAGGAGAUGCAAGCCUUUGUGCACGCCAACCAGAAGAAACUCAAGGAGUUCUUGGAUGAAGCUGCUGAGUGGGACCGGGCACGGUCUGACGCACGGAUGGAAGCAGAGACGGAUUGGGAGUUGGUCUGUCGGAUAGCCGAGGGGAGCUGUUGCCAUGGGGAAGUGUGCUCUUACAUGGAAGCCGUCACAGCUUUCUUCGCAGCAAACGCCGCAUCUAUCUCUCAGAACAAUCUGGCCGCAGCUUUGCGAGCCAUCAUCUGUAGCGGUCCGUCCAAGACGACACGUGUGCCUUUGGUUACUGGACCCACGAAUUCGGGGAAAACCACUUUGUUUCUUCCUUUCGACGAGGUCUUUGGGUUUCAUCGGGUCUUCCACAAGCCGGCGCUUGGUAGUAAGUUUGCCUUGCGCAACAUUCUUCGUGACAAGCGGUUCUUGUUCUUCGAUGAUUUCCGGCCAGUGGAGUACGCGCAAGAGAUGUUGCCUGUCUCAACAUUUCUCAGUCUCUUUCAAGGGCAGCCUCUGGAAGUCCAGGUGUCCCAAGCCUUUCGCGAUGGCAAUGUGGACUUCGAGUGGCACCGAGGCUGCAUCAUGACGGCGAAGGCAGACGGCUUGUGGACACCUUCCGGGUCCGUCUCGCCCGAAGACAUCCGGCACAUGCAGUCUCGAGUCACAGUCUUUGCUGCCACGAGCACCAUCUCCAGACUCCGGGACACACUUCCGUGCAGAAGGUGUUUGUGUUACUGGGUCUGUGAAUCGGCCAAACAGCAUGAUGCAGAAAGUGCUCUGGCAGCUCCGUUGCUUCAAGAUCCCACUCGGUCUGCAGGAGACACCUCCAAUAUCAUUGGCUUGGAGUCUCUGGCGCAGCAGGAGGACUGGCGCGGCUUGACAUGUUGGCCAUCUUUGCUACCCUUCGAGCAGCGCCGCCUGCUUGCUGCGCAAGCAGGAAGUGCUUGA
Molecule: messenger RNA, 1300 nt
Organism: Symbiodinium necroappetens
Lineage: Eukaryota; Dinophyceae; Suessiales; Symbiodiniaceae
Source: the annotation of a GenBank genome assembly